AUGGUCUCAACGCGUUCAACCAAGAGGCGCUCGCGCAGCCCGGUCGCAAAAGCUGCCGAAGGGCGUCCAGCCAAAAUCGCCCGGAAGCGGAAACAGGCCGUGAAAAAGUCAGUCAAAUUUUUCAAGGCUGUCGAGGCUGUUCUGCUAGAUAUAGCUGAAAAGUUUCCAUAUGCCCUGAAAGCGCUUCCUGAUGUUCUCGCUUCGAAGUGGGAUGACCCGGAAUUCGUCCCCUACCGUGAAGCGUUUCCUGAAUCAGCAACUUCAUCUCCUGAGGCAUUCGAAGCUCACGUUAAAGACCUCACUGAGCGAGAUGUAAAGAUUGCUUAUUUGAAAAAUCUGCAAGGCUAUCUGUGGGAGAAUGGAUACAAGACACAUGUAUAUUCGACGCCUGUCUACCCUGAUGUGCUAAGCUCUCUGGAGACCUGGUCAUCCUCUACCACUUCUGGCGAUAGCAACGUCACCAGCAAAGAGAUAUCUAUCUACAGUAGCGGGUCAAUCUUCGCACAGAAGCUUCUGUUCCAACACAUCAAAGACCCUUCUUCGCCCGACGAUCCCAAGGCUGUUUUGGACAAGCGAGACGUUAUCAAAGCGUGGUUCGAUACGACGAAUGCGGGUCUCAAACAAGAAGUCAGAAGCUACGUAAAGAUUGCGGCGGAGCUUGGCAGAGAUCCAGGCGAGAUACUGUUCUUGAGUGAUAAUGUCAAUGAGGUGCGGGCAGCGAUCCAAGCGGGCAUGAAAGCAGCUGUGGUGGACAGACCAGGAAACGCGCCGCUGUCUGAUACAGAGAGAGAUGAAUUCGAGGUUGUGGAAAGCUUUGAACAGAUCGAGCUGUGA
Molecule: messenger RNA, 834 nt
Organism: Fonsecaea nubica
Lineage: Eukaryota; Fungi; Ascomycota; Eurotiomycetes; Chaetothyriales; Herpotrichiellaceae
Exons: 3
Coding region: 1-834 (277 amino acids)
Molecular function (GO): acireductone synthase activity; magnesium ion binding
Source: RefSeq, a predicted model, not a curated record